AGCACAAGGCAGCGAAGUCCAGUAUUUAAAAUCGCAACCCGCACGGUGGUUUGUGGGUUAGCGUAGUGUCGCGGCCGAGCUCAGUUUAUUAAUAGAAAGGAAGACCGGUUGCAGGCGAAGAUGAAGGCACUACUGCUGCUUGUUUUGGCUGUUGGGUUCAACGUCCAGUACGGUGGCAGCUCCAUGCACUCUUCAUGCUCCGAGUCUCCAUUAAACUGGUGUUCUUCUCUGGACUCGGCUGUUGAGUGUGGGGUUUUGAAGUCGUGCCUUCAGUCAAACUUCAGCAAGUCCCGUCAGACAGAGGAUCUCAUCGAGGUGGGGCUUUACUAUGAGAGUCUGUGCCCUGGCUGCAGACAGUUUUUCGUUUUGAUGCUCUUUCCCACUGCAAUCCUGCUGGAUGACAUCAUGGCUGUUAAACUGGUGCCCUUCGGCAAUGCGCAGGAGAGCGGAACGACGGGGAAGUACGUUUUUACUUGCCAACAUGGAGAACAGGAGUGUCUGGGCAACAUGAUUGAGACUUGUAUAAUGAACAUGUCCCAAAUGGCUUUUCCGAUCAUCUUCUGUAUGGAGUCCUCUUCUGAUGUCGUCAAUUCAGCCAAAGCUUGUACUGGGAUUUACGACCCUGGCUUGAGUUGGGACAAAGUCAUGGGCUGCGUCAAUGGGCCUCUGGGAAACCAGCUGAUGCAUCAGAAUGCCUUGGAGACCGCUGCCCUGAAACCUCCACAUGAAUAUGUACCCUGGAUCACCAUUAAUGGGGAGCAUUCAGAUGACCUGCAGCAGAAAGCUAUGACUUCUCUCUUCUCUCUGGUCUGCAGCAUGUACAAGGGCACUAAGCCUGCAGCCUGUGGAGGGAGCCAGAUGCACUACCAAAAUUACUGCCAGAAUAAGUGAGGGCGCAACAACUCUGCACAAGCCUGUUAACCAGCUCUGUCCCAGCUGUGGCCACUAAACAAUAAACACUGACGAAUGUCAUCAAAUCUUUCUGUUUUUAUUUGUGUGUUUGCACAUUGUUUCUACAAUAAAGAUUUUAUAUCACUUCACUUUUGUAAUUCCCAAAA
Messenger RNA from Archocentrus centrarchus (flier cichlid), 1058 nucleotides. RefSeq names its product gamma-interferon-inducible lysosomal thiol reductase-like. The coding region runs from base 121 to 891 and encodes 256 amino acids. The record is from RefSeq and is a predicted model, not a curated record. Lineage: Eukaryota; Metazoa; Chordata; Actinopteri; Cichliformes; Cichlidae. Gene Ontology annotation, molecular function: oxidoreductase activity, acting on a sulfur group of donors, disulfide as acceptor. The transcript has 7 exons. Gene Ontology annotation, cellular component: lysosome.